AUUUUUUACCGUUAAUGGGAACCCUCUGUUUCCUGUCGCUAAUCCACGCCCUAAUCCAAUCAAAUACCUUCCCUCUUAUCCCAUGAGCCCUGACUUUAUUUAACCCUAUAUUGCCCAGCAUGACGAAUUCGUCAUGUAACUUUCUAUUGACUCAGCACUGGAGAGAAUUGCUGUAGUUGUUUCUGUGGCAGGUCUGACGAAUUAGUCUAGUCUCCCUCUUUAAAAAAAUAACACUUGGUAACUGAUUGGCUCUGCAUUUGGGCACCAAACCUCAGUCAGCUGAUGGACACAAAACAAGAUGAGAAGGUGAAGAGUUUCUCCUCACAUUUUCGAUCAUGGAUGAGUUAUUAGGUAUGUGAAUGGUCCUUUAUAUUUUUUUUCUGAAUCACAAAUAGUUCUAGAUGAUUAGAAAUAAUUUGGUUUAUCAUUUUGUGUUGAAACUAUGAUUUCUUGAGCAAUUAUAUAAUGGUGACGAAUUCGUCAUAUUAGUCACAUGGAUACUGACAUGUGAUAUGUGAGGAUAUGAUUCCUGAUAACAGGGGAUGUAGUGUGUUUAUAUAGUCUUACCUGUGGGCCAGGUUACGAGUCCUGUUCAGUUUCUUUUUAUUUUAUAAUAGUUUACGCUCAAACUUAUCCGUUUUCUUUGAUAUAUUUAUAAUUAUGUAAUGGUACACUGAAGUAGGAAUGUAGUGAGUUUUCUUGCAUGAUUUGUUCCUAGUGUUAUCGUUUCUGCUUAUAUUUCCAGGAAUAAAUGCAUCGCUGUUUUACACAAGAGUCAGAAACAGGGAGCUAUGUAGAGAAAACACGGGAAUUGUGCCAAUUGAACAAGAUAAUGGGCUUAGUGAUGAAUCUUCAGACGAGUCUGAUGGGGACAUGGGUGAUGCUGAAUUCGAGUCACCUGAGACAGGUGACAUCGAUCUCGAUGCAGCAGGUGGAGAAAGAGAUCAAGCCAUGCCAGAAGACAGGAUUGGUAAUGAAAGCAUCACUGACGAGACUAUUGUUCUGCAAGUUGAAGAUUUAGAGGUUAUUCAGGAUCCUUCUACUCUUCCACCAACUUCCUCACACACUACGGGCACUAGAGCACAAGCAUCCAAGCCCUCAAGACGCCUGCUGUGGAACAAAGUAUCAGACGGAUCCCCUUCUCCAAUGCCAACAUUCAUCCCUAGUGAUGCUGAAGUCUCAAACAAUAGUGACUCUGAUACAUAUUUAGGAAACCCAGUAUGGUAUUUCAAAAAGUUUUUCACACCAGAAUUCUUAGAUAGUAUAGUCUACCAGUCUAAUCUCUAUGCUUCACAAAAAAAUGUAAACAAACCACUCAACCUUACUAGGGAUGAGCUGGAGCAAUGGCUUGGAUUACUCAUUCAUUUCACCAUAAUCAGAACUCCCCAAACACGCUUGCACUGGUCUGGAGAACUAUUUGGAAGGUAUAGAGACUAUACAGCAAUGGUCAUGAGCAGAAACAGGUGGGAGACUAUAAAAUCAAACUUACAUAUUCCGGAUAAUAAUGAUGAUAUAAACAAUGAUAAGCUUUUCAAAGUCAGACCAAUGUUAGAUCAUUUGAGGAAGGAGUUUCAGAAACUUCCCAUGCAACAAAAUAUCUGCAUUGAUGAGCAGAUGGUGCCCUUCAAAGGAAGGCAUCAGCUGAAGCAGUACCUUCCUAUGAAGCCCAAGAAAUGGGGCUUCAAGAUCUUUGUACUUGCAGACAGUGGGGGUCUCAUUCAUGACUUCAUUCCUUACACAGGCUCUAUUCAACCUUUGAAUAAAAAAGGUAUUCCAGACCUUGGUGCAUCUUCAAACAUAGUGUUGCACUUGGCUGAGACAAUACGAAACAAUAGCAACCAUGUCCUUUAUUUUGACAAUUGGUUCACUUCAGCUCCACUUGUAAAACAUCUGGCUGGUAGAGGCAUCUGGUGUUGUGGGACAGUUAGGCCAUGCCGGCUUCCAGGGCUAAAAUUAUCUUCAGAUGCUGACAUGAAGAAGAAAGGUAGAGGCACACAUGAGGAAUGGAAGUCGUCUGGUGAUGACAGAGAAGUGACAGUAGUCAAAUGGUUGGAUAAUAAAGGCGUGACCUUGCUGUCCACCUUUGCUAACAGUCAUCCAUCUCAUACUGCACAACGGUAUGACAAAACAAUGAAGAAAGUAAUAGAGAUCCCACAAAUAUAG
Messenger RNA from Eriocheir sinensis (Chinese mitten crab), 2163 nucleotides. RefSeq names its product piggyBac transposable element-derived protein 3-like. Lineage: Eukaryota; Metazoa; Arthropoda; Malacostraca; Decapoda; Varunidae. The record is from RefSeq and is a predicted model, not a curated record. The coding region runs from base 874 to 2163 and encodes 429 amino acids. The transcript has 2 exons.